Rotaria socialis is the source of this 375-nucleotide messenger RNA. Lineage: Eukaryota; Metazoa; Rotifera; Eurotatoria; Philodinida; Philodinidae. The record is from the annotation of a GenBank genome assembly.
AUGAUUACCAUAGCUCAACCAAAUGCUAGUAUUUCUGAUUUACAAAUACAAUUAGGUAUUUGUUGGGCACAAAAUGCGCCUGAAGCAAUAGUUGAAUUAACAACAAAUUUAAUAAGUGAAAAAACAGGACUUGCAACAACAACAACAACGACGCAAACAAGCUGUUUAACAAUGGCACCACCGAAUACAACAACGGUCGUAGCAUCAACAUUUACUAAAGGACAAGCUUGUGAUUCUGUGGAACAUUUAGAGGAAUAUAUCCUAGAUUAUAUUCAAUAUUAUACACAAUUAGGGAUGUGCAGUGUCGGUAUAAACACUGAAAAACUGACCACUGAGCACACCGACUUCACCAACUACGCUGGAAACACCGAUUGA